Molecule: messenger RNA, 1549 nt
Organism: Schistocerca gregaria
Lineage: Eukaryota; Metazoa; Arthropoda; Insecta; Orthoptera; Acrididae
Exons: 3
Coding region: 36-1505 (489 amino acids)
Biological process (GO): spindle assembly
Cellular component (GO): HAUS complex; mitotic spindle microtubule
Molecular function (GO): microtubule binding
Source: RefSeq, a predicted model, not a curated record
UCUUCUUGCACCGGUGCUUUACGCGUAUUCCUGACAUGGUUGUAUCUUCUUCCGAGUCAUCUCCCUUCCUAGAGCAGGUUGAGCAGUCAUUCUACACCAACAUGGUGCUCCUUGGCUUCAGAGCGGACCCUGUCUUCCGAGAGCUCGGGUACACCGUUUCCCCCUCUAUGUUUCAAGCGCCGAACAUGAAGGGUAUGGAGGGCGUGUUGUACUUUUUGCUGACCAAAAUUCGUCCGGAAUUGAAACAGGAGUGGAGAGCCAUAUGGCCGAUUCUAGACAAAAAGCAAGCGAGGGAAUUCAAAGAGAGCGCCCACAAGGUUCUCUUGGAGCUGGAGAAGCAGGGUUGCUUUCCAACGGCGACAAUUCGAUUCUUUCACCUGCACAGCUGCAGCGGCGAAAAGUUUUGUCAUAUGGUUUGGAAUCUUUCUACACACGCGCUGUGUUCUCAGUCGCCAGGCGCGGAGGCAUGCCCGAAGUUGAGAGGGGUGCCGCCCGCGUCGGCUUUGAACGCGACUCAGAUGGAGGCGCAAAAGCGCGCGCUGGGCCUGGGCAUCUACUUGACGAGCAUGGAGAGUCUGGAGGUGGCGCGUCGCAUAUCUGAGAGCGAGAAGGUGUGGAAGUCUACGGCGCGAGAGCUAGAAGAGGACUAUCGUCGGGUGCAGUCGGAGCUGUCGCUAAUCAGGUCAAAGCACCGAGAAUUGGAAAAGCUGUUAGAAAACGAGAAGGGGGUAGAACACGUGGAAAAAGACGUCGAGUCCAACUGGGACUCUAUAUUGGACUUCUUCGAAUCCACGAAGGCGCAACGAGGAAUGAUAAAAGAUGUUCUAAAUAGAAAAUCUAGUACAAUUGUUAUACAAGGCAGUCAGUUCUGCGAAGACGAUUGCAAGGACCGAAAUGAGCCAGGGUCUCUUGGUUCCGGCGAAGUCGAUUUGAAAGCCGUAUUGAAUCGUUGGAUCGAUUCCGCUCAUCCCCUUUUGACCGAGCUCAAUCGUGUAUAUAGCCUCUCUUCUGAAUCUAAAUUUGAAUGGCUGAAAAAAAAAAAAACUGAGCCCUCAAGUGCUUCUGAUCAGAAUGCGCUUGACCAACUUCUCGCUAGUUUGGAUGGCAUGCUCGUCCAGCAUGGGCAUCACCUGAAUCACACUCGCUCAUUGAUUGAGCAGCUAGAGCUCGAAUUGGCGUCAGACGACGCUAUCAUUUCCCGGCUGGAAGCCGAUCUUGUCGCGCCUCCCCCGCCCCCUCCUCAACUCCACGAGAAGCGCGUUUCGAACGCGUCUCAAAGCCGCCCUGUUCCAAAAUGCGACCCUCCCCCUCUGAACUGCGACGCGCUUGUAUCGAGCUAUUCAAAUCACAUCCGAGCAAAAACGAACUCGCGCCCUACAACGCCUCUUCUAGACGCGAACGCCGACCGCCAUCCUCUCUUCGACUGGACGGGCCUUUCUUCGUCUGCCUCGCCCCUGGACCUGCUGCUGUCUCCCGACACCGCUCGCAGCCUCCAAAGUACAUAAAUCCCUGUGUUAUAAAUAUUUAUAUACAAACAGUGCGUUUUUCA